AUGUCCAACCCUUGGAGUGCAGGUUGGGUUCAAUUCCCACAACCCUCAAGUGUCCAUAGCCUCUCCCAGAUAACCAGAAGCCUGUAUAUAAGUAAUGCUGUGACAGCUAAUAGCAGAUUCAUGUUGUCCAGCUACCACAUCACUACGGUCAUCAGUGUUUCAGUGGAAACACUGUUUCAAAGUAGCAUCCAAUACCUAAAGGUACCGGUGGCCGACUCUCCCAGCGCGCACCUCUACGAUUUUUUUGAUCCCAUAGCUGAUUGAAUCCACAGCGUGAAUAUGAAGCAGGGCCGAGCACUGCUGCACUGUGUUGCUGGUGUGAGCCGCUCUGCCACUCUCUGUAUCGCCUUUCUCAUGAAGUACCGUCACAUGUCACUGCUGAAUGCUCAGAAAUGGACCAAGUUAUGCCGCCCCAUCAUUCGACCCAACAAUGGCUUUUGGGAACAACUUAUAGAUUAUGAAUACAAGCUAUUUACCAAAAACACAGUACGAAUGAUCAAUUCUCCAGUGGGUAGGAUCCCAGACAUCUACCAAAAGGAACUCCAUUUGAUGAUGCCAGAAGAUAAAACGCAGGCAGCAAGAAAACUUGGCCCCAAAGUGCCGCCAACAGACCUUCGGCGGUGGGGAGCCUCAGACCCAGUGGGCGACUCUUCCUUCCGUCAGGACGGGGAAGCCUUUCCCCCUUCACUUUCGGCGCGAAUGACGUGCCCAAAGCGUGUGCCUUCUGCGGAGGGCGGAGGUCAGAGGCCCAGAUCCGAGACCCUAACCAGGACCUGGGGAACCCGGGACUCUCGGAGCGCGGGGCUCCUAAAACCGCGGGCUGGGCCCACCUCUGAGCUCCCCGGCAAAAGCGUCAGUGGCGUCCACGCUCACAGCUCGCGCCUGCUACGGGCGGUGCCGGACGUCGCCUUUCCUCCCCGCUCCCCUCCCCCUCCCAAACCCGCCGCAACUCCCUAG
This is a messenger RNA of Phyllostomus hastatus (greater spear-nosed bat), 957 nucleotides long. RefSeq names its product dual specificity phosphatase 21 (gene DUSP21). The record is from RefSeq and is a predicted model, not a curated record. Gene Ontology annotation, biological process: protein dephosphorylation. Gene Ontology annotation, molecular function: MAP kinase tyrosine/serine/threonine phosphatase activity. Lineage: Eukaryota; Metazoa; Chordata; Mammalia; Chiroptera; Phyllostomidae.